AAGAUAAGUAGAUACAUAUAAAUUUAUAUAGUAUAUAUAUGAGCAGCUAGAGUAAAAUCAGCGUAGGCAACAGCUGGAACUUCAAUGUGACGUUGAAGGUUAAACGGCUGCCUUGGCAAUCAGUAGAACUGUUAAUUGGCGUGCGCGCGCAACAGCAUCCACCACCUCCUUCGACCGCCUCCAAGCAACAAACAGUUAUAAUAACGGGCAGAGCGCCCCGGUUAGUUGCGUCCACAGUUUCGUUACCAACGGUUGUAAUUAUAAUGGCACCACGGCAUAUACUGGACCUCAGCGUUGAGGAGCAGCGCAACUUUAUUGACUCCUUCGACAUGGUAAUCAGCGAUUGUGAUGGAGUUGUCUGGCUGCUCCAUGGCUGGAUACCCGGAGCCGGCGAGGCGAUAAAUGCUCUUAAGAGUGCCGGCAAAUCGGUUAAGUUCGUGUCGAACAAUAGUUUCCGCACCGAUGACCAAUACAUGGACAAAUUCAACCAUAUUGGAGCCAAGAAUAUACAACACGAUGACGUAGUACAUCCGGUUAAAAGUAUUGUGCGCUAUUUGCACAAGCACAAGCCGGGCAAACGCGUCUACUCACUUAUGUCUCUGGAAGCCAACGAGACGUUGCGUAAGCACGGAAUCGAGUAUGAGUCGCUGCAAAUCAAGGAGCACUUGACGUCAGCCACACUGGUCGAACAUCUGGCCAUUGAGCAAACUGUAGACGCUGUCCUAUUUGACAUUCAUCUGGACAUGUCCUACGUGGAGCUGGCCAAGGCGAUACGUCAUCUUCAGAUGAACAAGAACUGCCAACUGAUUGCAGGUGGCAGUGAUGUUAUUAUGCCAUUGACAGAGAAUCUCAAUGUACCUGGCUUCUAUGACUUCUUGCAACACGUCAGACACUACACAGAUCGAGAAGCAAUCUUUCUGGGCAAGCCAUCACCCAUACUGGGCGACAUGCUGAAGGAGAUGUACAACAUAGAAGCACCUGAGCGUUGCAUUUUCGUUGGCGAUAUGCUCGUGCAGGAUGUGCAGUUUGGCAAAUCCUGUGGCUUUCAGUCUCUGCUCGUACUCUCAGGCAGUUUAACCAAGGAGGACAUGGACGCGGCGUCGCCAGAAGCUCAGCCAGACUACUAUGCCGACAGUCUGGCCGAUUUCAUAGAGUUGUUUAAGAACUUGCAGUAGAACCAAAUUGCG
This is a messenger RNA of Drosophila hydei, 1187 nucleotides long. RefSeq names its product phosphoglycolate phosphatase 2. Gene Ontology annotation, molecular function: phosphatase activity. The transcript has 2 exons. Lineage: Eukaryota; Metazoa; Arthropoda; Insecta; Diptera; Drosophilidae. Bases 264 to 1175 code for a protein of 303 amino acids. The record is from RefSeq and is a predicted model, not a curated record. Gene Ontology annotation, cellular component: cytoplasm.